GAAAAAAACUGAAUGAGCUAAUGGAGUCGAAGGGCGGCAAAAAGAAGUCUAGUAGUAGUAAGUCAUUAUUUUACGAAGCUCCCCUCGGUUACAGCAUUGAAGACGUCAGGCCUCACGGUGGAAUCAAGAAAUUCAGAUCAGCUGCUUACUCUAACUGCGUCCGCAAGCCAUCCUGAGUUCUGCUAAGUCUAGACAUAACCCCGUGCGAUCGUUAAUACUGCAAUUUUACUUUAGCUCUAGUCUGUUUCUCUUUCCUACUUCUCUCGUUCUCUCUCGUACUUGUUCCCUCGCUAGUUCUCCUUUUAUCUGCUGUUGCAACGUUAUUUCCUUCCUUAAUUCGAGAUGGCUGUACCGGUCUCUGCAAUUGGAUUUGAAGGCUAUGAAAAGAGGCUCGAGGUCUCAUUCUUCGAGCCUGGACUGUUUGCUGACCCUGCCGGCAUGGGUCUCCGUUCUCUGUCGAAAGAUCAAUUGGAUGAGAUUCUGAAACCAGCUGAGUGCACCAUUGUUUCCUCACUCUCUAAUGAUGAUCUGGACUCUUAUGUCCUUUCGGAAUCAAGCCUCUUUGUGUACCCAUACAAAGUCAUCAUCAAAACCUGUGGAACAACAAAAUUGCUUCGAUCAAUCCCUGCCAUCCUCAAGUUGGCUGAGACUCUCUCCUUGGCUGUAAAAUCAGUGAGGUACUCUCGUGGGAGCUUUAUAUUUCCUGGUGCCCAGCCCUCUCCACAUCGUAGCUUUUCAGAGGAAGUAGCUGUCCUGGAUGGCCAUUUUGGCAAGCUUGGUUUGG
Prunus mume (Japanese apricot) is the source of this 784-nucleotide messenger RNA. NCBI's taxonomy places the organism in Eukaryota, Viridiplantae, Streptophyta, Magnoliopsida, Rosales, Rosaceae. The record is from RefSeq and is a predicted model, not a curated record.